This is a messenger RNA of Bufo gargarizans (Asiatic toad), 1228 nucleotides long. It is a transcript of the gene LRRC10, whose product is annotated as leucine rich repeat containing 10. Bases 73 to 945 code for a protein of 290 amino acids. Gene Ontology annotation, molecular function: protein binding. The transcript has a single exon. NCBI's taxonomy places the organism in Eukaryota, Metazoa, Chordata, Amphibia, Anura, Bufonidae. The record is from RefSeq and is a predicted model, not a curated record.
CAGACUCCAUAAAAUAUUAUUCUAGAAGAAACAGAAGUCUCAGAGCUUGAAGCUUAUGUAAAUGCAUGGAAGAUGGGCAACACAAUCAGAGGAAUCAUUGCUUUCAUCCCUUCUAACACCUGUCAAAAAUACCUUUUUGGAGACUUGGAAGAAAUGCCUAUUGAUAAGAUGGUUGAUUUGAGCAGUAUGCAGCUGAGGAGGUUUCCGCUAAAGGUAUGUGCAUUUACAGAACUUAUCAAGUUAUACUUGAGUGACAACAAUUUAAACAACCUUCCUCCAGAACUUGAACUCCUGCAGAACCUCCAGAUCCUUGCCUUGGACUUUAACAAUUUUAAGGUUCUUCCACUAGUUGUAUGCAGCUUAAAGCAGCUAUCGAUAUUAUACCUUGGAAAUAAUAGAAUUAAAGAUCUUCCACAGGAGCUCUGUUACCUCAAGAACCUACACACUCUUUGGAUUGAAUCAAAUUAUUUAACAAAUUUGCCGCUUGUCAUUUGUGAACUGACUCUCCUGAAGACACUUCAUGUUGGCUGCAAUCCAAUUCAUAAUAUGCCCAAGGAGCUGAAAAAUCUAACAGAAUUGCGCAGCAUUUGGAUGUCAGGGAGUCUCCUCACAGAAUUCCCACCUGUUUUACUAGAAAUGCCUUUCCUGGAAGUUAUUGAUGUUGACCGAAAUGGUAUAGGAUUUUUCCCAAGUCUGGUGCACCUGACAGGAUUGAAGCUUGUUAUCUACGACCAUAAUCCAUGUAGAAAUGCUCCUAAAGUUGCAAAAGGGGUUCGAAGAGUGGGCAGAUGGUCUGAAGAGAGCCCAGAACCCAAGAAAAAGUUUGAAGUGGAAGCAGAGCUUGAAAAGGCUUCAGAGAGUCAAGAGACACAACCUGCAGCACCUAAGGAGCUUCCAGCUCAGAACAGUGAUAAUCCACAAGAGGCCACGUCUAAAUUAAUCUGAUUGUAUAUUAAAUCCAAAUAAAAAACAGUAUGGACUUAAUAUGUUCUAAAAUUAUGGAUUAUUUAAAUGACUUUAGACUAAAUUAAACAAUGCUCAUUACUAUGAGGAAAUCCAAGUUCAUUUUCUGUAAGUAAAGCUAUUAUUGGUUGUGAAAAUAAAUGUUCAUUUCUUCUUUGAGCUACUAACUUUAUUUUUCAAAAUGUUACAUUUUUGUGAAUUCUAUUUAAUAGUAUUGCACUAAGUGACAUAACUGAACAAAGAAUUAUAAAGCAGAUGCACAGCC